AUGGCCAUUACCAAGAUUCACGCCCGAUCAGUCUAUGACUCCCGUGGUAACCCCACCGUCGAGGUUGACGUUGUCACCGAGACUGGCCUCCACCGUGCCAUUGUCCCAUCUGGAGCCUCUACCGGUCAACAUGAGGCAUGUGAACUUCGAGAUGGCGACAAGACCCAUUGGCUGGGAAAAGGUGUUCUAAAAGCUGUCAAAAACGUUAAUGAAGUUAUCGGCCCGGCGGUCAUUAAGGAGAACAUUGAUGUCAAGGAUCAGUCGAAAGUGGAUGAGUUCCUCAUCAAGCUUGAUGGAACAGACAACAAAUCCAAACUUGGCGCCAACGCCAUCCUAGGUGUCAGCUUGGCCAUUGCAAAGGCCGGUGCUGCUGAGAAGGGUGUUCCGUUGUAUGCCCAUGUUUCCGAUCUCGCCGGAACAAAGAAACCAUAUGUCCUCCCUGUCCCUUUCCAGAACGUCCUGAACGGAGGCUCCCAUGCUGGUGGUCGACUUGCUUUCCAGGAAUUCAUGAUUGUGCCCACUGCUGCUCCUUCAUUCUCCGAAGCUUUGCGUCAGGGCUCCGAAGUCUAUCAUAAACUCAAGGCUCUUGCAAAAUCUAAGUAUGGUCAGUCCGCAGGAAACGUUGGCGACGAGGGCGGUGUUGCCCCUGAUAUUCAAACCCCUGAAGAGGCGUUGGAUUUGAUAGCUGAAGCUAUCGAGCAAGCUGGAUACACUGGCAAGGUUAAGAUUGCGCUCGACGUGGCAUCCAGUGAAUUUUAUAAGGCCGAGGAGAAGAAAUAUGACCUUGACUUCAAAAACCCCAACAGUGAUAAGAGCAAAUGGAUCACUUAUGAGGAGCUCGCUGAUUUGUACAAGAAGUUGGCUAGCAAGUAUGACAUUGUCAGCAUUGAAGAUCCGUUCGCCGAAGACGACUGGGAGGCAUGGAGUUAUUUCUUCAAGACCUCUGAUGUCCAAAUUGUUGCAGAUGAUCUUACUGUCACCAACCCCAUCCGUAUCAAGAAAGCCAUCGAACUCAAAGCGUGCAAUGCUUUAUUGCUUAAAGUGAACCAGAUCGGUACGUUGACUGAAUCUAUCCAAGCAGCCAAAGAUUCCUAUGCCGAUGGCUGGGGCGUGAUGGUCUCCCAUCGAUCCGGCGAAACAGAGGAUGUCACCAUCGCCGACAUCGUCGUUGGAUUGCGCUCCGGCCAGAUCAAGACUGGUGCCCCUGCACGAUCCGAGCGACUUGCCAAGUUGAACCAGAUCCUCCGUAUCGAGGAAGAGCUUGGCUCUAAUGCCAUCUAUGCUGGCGACAAGUUCCGCGCUGCGGUCAACAUGUAA
Molecule: messenger RNA, 1317 nt
Organism: Ophidiomyces ophidiicola
Lineage: Eukaryota; Fungi; Ascomycota; Eurotiomycetes; Onygenales; Onygenaceae
Gene: ENO1
Product: phosphopyruvate hydratase
Exons: 5
Coding region: 1-1317 (438 amino acids)
Biological process (GO): glycolytic process
Cellular component (GO): phosphopyruvate hydratase complex
Molecular function (GO): magnesium ion binding; phosphopyruvate hydratase activity
Source: RefSeq, a predicted model, not a curated record